AUGGCGGCAGUGGCGGCUGCCGCCACCACCAGGAUGGCACAAAGGCCGAUUACAGCGACUUUUUUGAAGGCCAUUUUGUUGAUGGGGAGGGAGAAUUUAUAUGGAAGGAUUGAAGGAUUUUUUGUUUUCCUUCAAUCCAAGAAUCCUUGGACCCUGGGUCUGAACCCACUUUCUUCCUCGAGCACAGCGGACGGCCUCUUCAUUGGCAAUACAUAUAUCCACAUGUCGUGGAUCAACCUCACACAGAGAUGCACGUCCGGCACUAAGCAGGAAACGUCAUCCAGAAUCACAGGUAUUGCAGUCAACGUCAUCUGGAAUUGUCGGUACUACACUGGCAACAUCAUAUGGACUCCUAAAUGGGAUACUGACAAGUGUUCUGCUAGUAUUGGCUGGCAGCAACGAGUGAGAGAGAAAAGAGAACUGCGAUCCACGAUAGUGUUCGAUUUAUCCACAUCGAUGAAUCUCGCGGAGCACCUCAUCCACUAA
Striga asiatica is the source of this 486-nucleotide messenger RNA. NCBI's taxonomy places the organism in Eukaryota, Viridiplantae, Streptophyta, Magnoliopsida, Lamiales, Orobanchaceae. The record is from the annotation of a GenBank genome assembly.